Molecule: messenger RNA, 330 nt
Organism: Protopolystoma xenopodis
Lineage: Eukaryota; Metazoa; Platyhelminthes; Monogenea; Polystomatidea; Polystomatidae
Source: the annotation of a GenBank genome assembly
AUGUUAGCUCAUUCUGCGACUUCCCAUCCUAUCGGCGCCAUGAAUAAUUCGGGCUCAUCUGUGCCAGUCAGUUCUGCCGGAUUUGGACCAGGUGCCUUUGCUUUACCUCAGCCUGGUUCAAAUGGAUUAACAGUUUAUUCGGCAAAUAUUAUGACUGGUCAGCCUCCCGUUGGCCAUGGAGGGCCGUAUGCCCAACUUCAUAGUCAUCCGGCGACAUUUGGCCCCCUCGUUUGGAAUUCUGGGUCUAAUGUCCCUGCCCCUUCGCAGUCAUCAGUCGGUAAUACUCCAAGCUACCGGGUCUAUGACCCUCCAGACAGCACUAUGCGUUAG